Messenger RNA from Rhinichthys klamathensis goyatoka, 5766 nucleotides. RefSeq names its product interferon-induced very large GTPase 1-like. The transcript has 5 exons. NCBI's taxonomy places the organism in Eukaryota, Metazoa, Chordata, Actinopteri, Cypriniformes, Leuciscidae. The record is from RefSeq and is a predicted model, not a curated record. The coding region runs from base 160 to 5574 and encodes 1804 amino acids. Gene Ontology annotation, molecular function: GTP binding.
CUUGCAUCUAUAGCAGGAAGAGUUCAAGUCUCUUGAGUAAUGACUUCAUAACUUCAACAUCCCUCAGAUGGAUAAUGAACAGGCUGUAGAAUAAAGGAGCAUCUCCAAACUUGAUGAGCACCUCGACUGUCUGUCUCCGUUUAUCCAUCGCUCAGCAGUAUGGAUCACAAUCAGACCAUUUUGUUAUUUGGAAACUCUGCGGCAGUCCAGUUUCAACAUGACAAUAUUCUACUUGGAGAAAUACAAGCAGAUAUUGAAAAUGUAGAAAUAUCCAGCAUGGUUCCUUUCCAGAUGAAGAUAUCAGGACGUCGUGUCUCAGUUAUCAACAUGAUUGGCUUACAUGAGACUGCACUUGACCUGGAUCCCCUCACUGGUCAACUAGUGAGUGAAAAUAAAAUAAUCUCCUUCAUCUUUGUUGUGCGACUGGGUCAGCUAACAGAUGCUGAUAAGAUGGGUAUUGAGUGGCUUCAGAGAGUAUUUGGUGACCGAGUUCUUCAGUUUGUGAUGAUUCUCUUCACCUAUGAGAGCGAGGAAGAGUCUGACUCUAUAAUAGACGAUCUGAAGAAAAACUCUCCUCUGGAGCGGCUGCUGAAGAAAUGCGGUGGAAGAUAUCACACCUGCAGCAAGAACAUGACCAAACAGUCAGAGAUGAGAGACCUGAUGAGCAGAGUUGAGAAUCUGUUUAUUGAGAAUAACCAGCAGUGCUACACUAGAGAGAUGUACAACACUGCGUUAAGAAAGAGAGAAGAUGUGCAAGACAGGACAUGUCAAAGUGAUGAAACCACAAUUAUUGAAAAUAAUAUGGACUACACCUUGACAACAGAGACAAGAGAGAGACGUGGGGGAGAGACGCGAUCAAUAGAUGCUGCAAGAUUGGAUCAAAGAGGAAACGGAAAGGGGGAUAAAGUAGAGCAUCUAUUUCACAGGCUUCAUCUUGAUAAAAGGCACCCCUUUCAACUAAGAGCUGCAGAUGUUCUUCAACUAACUAAACAUUCAUUAGAGUCUUGUGAGUCUUGUGCUGAGGAGGACCUGAUUCAGACUUUCCUCAAAAAACUGCUGAUGAUGAACUACAGAGCAAGAUACAUUAAAACUAUAGAUUCACAGGAUGACAGACAACAAAUAAACAGUGACUUUAUUGAAGAGGAGGGUGAUGCCGAUAUUUUCAAUGAAAUAUCUUUGUGUCCUGCAGAGACAAACAGAAGAGAUGCUAUUCACCCAAUGGAUAUUCAGAUGGCCGCGAUUUAUUAUGCUGAUAGUUUACUAAAGCAGCUCAUGGUGACUAAACUGUCUCAGUGUCAGUACGCUCUGCCUCUGCUUGUUCCGGAUCCAUUCACACAAGAGAUUGAGUUUCCUCUCUGGACAUUCAGACAAAUCAACAAGAGCUGGAAGAUGAAAGAUACCAACAAUGAAAUCAUCAGUAAAAUCCAGCCAGUCUGGAAGGCAAAAACAGCUAUGGUGUCUUUCUUCAGGUUUGACUCAUUGUCCUCAUCCAAAUCUCAGCUGAUGAACAGUCUGAUCAACGAGAAACACAACACAUUCUUCCAUAGGAACUGCACAGGCAGCAGCAACACCAGAGUACUGAUGGAUGGAGUGGUGGAGAUCGCCUGGUACUGCCCCUCUGGGAAAGACACAGAUAAUUUUACUCAAUGUGUUGCGUUCUGUAAUCUACACGGUGAUGCAGGAGACCAUGAGAAACAGCUGCAGAUCCUCACUGAAAUGUCCUCAGUCAAUGUUGUUAUCCUACCACGACUUGACAAGAAUGGCAAGAAUGCAGUAAAGAUCCAAAACCUGUACAAGGACAGAAAGCCACUAAUUUGUCUUCUUACUGAAGAUGAAUCUAGAGUAACUGAAAUGAGAAAAGGAAAAUACAAAAUUGGACUAAAUAAGAGAAAUCAGUCAGAUGUAUCUGAAGAACUCAUACAAGCUAUAAUUAAAUGUCUCUCAUUUUUUUCAUCACAAUCAUCUUCUAUUUUCAGUCUUGAAGAUGUGUCCAAACACUCAGGUAUCAGAGUAGAUGAGGAUCAUGACAAUGACUGUAGAAGAGGAAAAGAAGCAGCACAGCAGAUGAUGGGUUUACUGAAGGAUAAAAAUCUGACAAAAAUUAAAGAAUUAUUUCUGCCCUGUCAGGGCGAACUGUGGCAUCAGUGGUGUGAAAAGAACAAAGAACUACAUCGAUCUCAGGGGAAUGAAACAGACAUGGAAAUAAAACAGAAACAAGAAAUGAAGAGAAUCCGUAAACAGCAGCAUGUGCUGAACCUUGCUGGGUUCAUGAAGUUGUUUAUUACCGAAAUAAAUUCACAAUCUCCAAAUGAGAAGACUUUUUUUCUGAAAUGGCUCGCAAUCCUCCUGGAUGAAUAUACCUCAGUUGACCUUUCUGCUCUACAUUAUAAGUAUGAUGAAAAAUGGUCAAAAGUCAGAGCUGAGCAACAGAUGAACAGUGAACCUGCAGAACUUGAUAGAAUAUCUAAAGAACUUCAAGCUGCAACCUUUGGCUUGGAGCACAUCCUGAGGGAGAUCGGUCAGAUGUAUGAAUCAUGUAAAUCAGUGAAUAGUAACAAGGAAGGCCUGCCGUGUAAUUUUACUUUCCUCCCGAGUCUUGCAGCAGACAUGAUGAUCUCUGGAUUUCCACUGGAGUUGAUGGAUGGGGAUGCUGCUCAUGUUCCUGUGGUCUGGGUUACUGCUGUUCUACAUGAACUCAUCAAGAAACUGGGAGACAAGAGAGUCUUUGUGUUGUCAGUUUUAGGGAUUCAGAGCUCAGGGAAAUCCACUAUGCUGAACGCCAUGUUUGGACUGCAGUUUGCUGUCAGCGCUGGCAGAUGCACCAGAGGAGCUUUCAUGCAGCUGGUCAGAGUAUCAGAGGAGAUGAAAGAACAGCUGAAGUUUGACUAUAUUCUGGUUGUUGAUACUGAGGGGCUUCGAGCUCUAGAACUGUCUGGAAGGUCAACAAGACAUCAAGACAAUGAAAUGGCCACAUUUGUUGUUGGUCUUGGUAAUCUAACAUUGAUCAAUGUCUUUGGAGAAAGCCCGUCAGAGCUGCAGGACAUUCUUCAGAUCGUCGUUCAGGCCUUCAUGAGGAUGAAGAAGGUCAAACUGAAUCCCAGCUGCAUGUUUGUCCAUCAGAAUGUUUCGGACAUCACAGCUGGGGAGAGAAACAUGGAGGGAAGGAGACGGCUGCAGGAGACACUGGAUGAGAUGACAAAACUCGCUGCUAAAGAUGAAGUCUGUGAUGCAGAAUGUUUCAGUGAUGUCAUCACUUUUGAUAUACAGAAGGAUAUAAAGUAUUUUGGACAGCUCUGGGAGGGAAGCCCACCGAUGGCACCACCAAACCCAUCAUACUGUGAAAACAUCCAAGAGCUAAAGACAACGUUUUUUGGCCAUGCCUCAAAAUCAGAUGGGUUAGAGUUGACACACCUAAAAGAUCGUAUUAAUGAUCUCUGGGAGGCUUUACUGAAUGAACGGUUUGUAUUCAGCUUCAGAAAUUCUCUGGAAAUCGCAACAUACCGAAAACUGGAGACAGAAUACAGCAAGUGGUCUUGGAGUCUUCGCAGAACCAUGCUGGAAAUAGAGAACAAACUCUACAACAACAUCGAAAAUGAAACCAUUAAUGAGGUUUCAGAAAGUGAUCUUCAAGGAAAACUAAAAGUGAAAAGUCAAGAAGUAGAAAAAUCAAUGUCAGAAUUUUUUGAGAAAGACAAAGAUAAAGAUAUACUGAUACAGUGGAAAGCAUCAUUCCACAUCAAAAUCAAAGACCUUCAGGAGAACAUUGUGAGAGAAACAAAAAGGAAAUUAAAUGAGAUUCUUCAGCAGCAAGAUAUGAAGAAAAAGAUCGAUGCUCAGAGGACACGUCAUGAAAAUACUCUCUUGGAAAAGAGCAAAGAACUCGCCUUAAAACUCAAAGACAAAGCCAAUGAUGAAACAAUCCUGAAAAAAGAGUUUGAUUCAUUUUGGGAUGAGUGUGUUAACAAGAUUAAGACAGAAACUCCUUCAAUCAAAAACAUUGAUGUAUUAAAAGACAUGGAACAACUUCUCAGCAACUAUGAAAGUUUCCCUGUAAACAACUGGGAGAAGAGCAGGGAUAUUUUAUCUGUAAAGAGUUAUUCCGAUUAUGUACAGUUAAAGAAAUGUAGCGGAAUUGCAAAACGUGUUAAAAAAGCCUUCAGAUCAGCUCAACUAAUGUUUGGUAACAUUGAAGUUGAAAACCAAAUAAGAACUUUAGUCAAUGACAUUGCUCAACAAGCACACACAAUGAUCUUGUCGUAUAACAUUGAAAAGAUGGGCUACAACAAAACCUACAUUCAAGAACUCGCAGAUUAUAUCAAAGCCAGAGUAGUAGAAUAUGGGCAAGGUUCCAGGAAAUAUGUGUUCACAAAGGAAUUUUACAUGGAUUUGGUCAUUUCCAUCUGUAAGAGAGAAAACAAGUUAAUUACUGACCAGCACAGAAAGUUCAGGGAAGCCAACGAUCCUGUUUUCUACUUUGAAAAGAAGAGCAAAGAGUACUAUAGUAUUUUCCAGAAAUACUGUCAAGGUGCAACAUCAGCUGCCAUUUUUGGUGAGAUCAUCUGUCAGAAACUGAAAGAGCCAAUUCAAAAAAGUGUCUAUAAAGAUACUGCCGGAGAUUUGACAAAUGAAAUCAAGACAAACUGUGAAUCGUUAAAUGGAAACAGAUCUAAGCUAGAGAAACACAUCCUCAAGACUCUGGCAGAAGAGGAGGAUUUUCACAAAUACAUUACCUACAUUUACAGUCCCAAAGAUCACUUCAAGAGUUUCAUCAAAGAUGAAGUCAAUCAGUACAUAACUGAUAACUUCGGAGUCCGUGUUCGGCCCAAGAUGAAGGAGAACAUUGAACUCCUGCAACAGAAGAUCAUGGCAGCGGCUCACAGAGCGACUACACGGGUCAACACGACCAACAGAGAUGUUCAGAAGUGGUUGAAUUAUUUCACUCGACAGCUCUCAGAUGUGCUGAUAUUCUCUGUAAAGGACCUCAGAGGAGUGAGUCAUGAUGGUGUUGAUGAUUUUAAACUCCUGGAAGAUGUGAUAAGCAAAGAACUUGGUUCAGUAUCAUCUGAAAUACAACAUAAAUUCAGCAAAGAGACAUUUCCAGAAAAUCUGGAACACAAGGACAGACCCGAUGAGAUUCUGAUUGAUCAUCUCUGUCAGUGCUGCUGGGUUCAGUGUCCGUUCUGUGCAGCCACUUGCACUAACACUGUAGAAAACCAUACUGAAGAUCACAGUGUUCCUAUCCAUCGAGUAAAUGGUCUUACUGGAUGUUGUUAUGAGGAAACAGAGUGUCUCAGUGCAGAUUUUUGCACAACAUUAGUGACAACUGGUAAAAUGUUCUAUACAGGUCAGUGGAUUCCAUGUAGAGAUUACAGAAAUGCAGGGCAUGUUUAUGCAGAGUGGAGCAUCACCCCUGACUUCUCUGAGCUGCCAUACUGGAAGUGGUUUGUGUGCAGAUUUCAGAAAGAUCUGGAAGAAUACUUUGAGAAAACAUUCCACAGGUGGGAUGACAUUUCAUACGGAUGGAGCCAAUACUCAAAAGAGCAAGCUAUCGAGAGUUUGGAUGAUUACAUCUAAUGACAAAUGAAAAUGAGCCAUGUGCAGGUCUCUAAUUCAUCGACCACAGUUUGAAAUGAGUUUCUGAAAUUUAGGCUUUUCUGUCUAGAAUCUUCUGGGUUUUUUCUUCCUAUAAAUUACAUUCAAUAUGUUACUUACAGUAGAAAGUCGUUCAGAAAUAGAUACGUUAGCUAUUAAGCUAUUGUCAAAGAU